This is a messenger RNA of Cervus elaphus (red deer), 927 nucleotides long. RefSeq names its product olfactory receptor 140-like. Gene Ontology annotation, cellular component: membrane. Gene Ontology annotation, biological process: G protein-coupled receptor signaling pathway. The coding region runs from base 1 to 927 and encodes 308 amino acids. NCBI's taxonomy places the organism in Eukaryota, Metazoa, Chordata, Mammalia, Artiodactyla, Cervidae. The transcript has a single exon. Gene Ontology annotation, molecular function: G protein-coupled receptor activity; olfactory receptor activity. The record is from RefSeq and is a predicted model, not a curated record.
AUGGAUCUUCUUAGGCUUCAAAACAAUGUGACUGAAUUUGUUCUCUUGGGACUCACACAGAAUCCACACUUGCAGAAAGUACUCUUCAUUGUCUUUCUGCUCAUUUUCCUGUUUACCAUGGUGGCCAAUCUGCUCAUUGCCAUCACCAUCUCCCUCAGUCCCACACUUUCUGCUCCAAUGUACUUUUUUCUCACUUACUUGGCCUUCAUAGAUGCCUUUUACACAUCUGCCACAACUCCUAAAAUGACCAUUGAUCUGCUGUACCAAAGGAGAACCAUCUCCUGGCAUGGAUGCCUGGUUCAACUCUUUUUGGUACACUUCCUGGGAGGAUCAGAAAUCAUAGUCCUCAUUGUCAUGGCCUAUGACCGCUACGUGGCCAUCUGCAAGCCUCUGCACUACAUGAUCAUCAUGCGACAGCCAGUCUGCCAGCUUCUGGUGGUUGUGGCCUUGGCUGGGGGGAUGCUGCAUGCUACUGUGCAGAUUCUUUUCACAGUAGACUUGACCUUCUGUGGUCACUACGUCAUGGACCACUUCAUGUGCGAUUUCUUCUCACUCUUGGAAAUUGCCUGUAGUCACACACACACACUUGGAAUGGUGGUGGCAGCCAACAGUGGGGCCAUGUGCUUGCUCAUUUUUUUCCUGCUCCUCAUCUCCUACAUAGUCAUCCUGAGCUCCCUGAAAUCCCAUGGCUCUGAAGGACGGCGUAAAGCCCUCUCUACAUGUGGCUCCCACUUUACAGUAGUGGUGCUCUAUUUUGUUCCUUGUAUAUUUAGUUACAUGCGUCCCGUGACCACUUACCCUGGGGACAAGUUGGUGAGUGUGUUCUUUAUAAUCCUCACUCCCAUGUUAAAUCCUAUCAUUUACACAGUGAGAAACACAGAGGUGAAACAUGCCAUGUGGAGUUUGUUGAAGAGGAGAGUAGCUUAG